Electrophorus electricus (electric eel) is the source of this 2590-nucleotide messenger RNA. It is a transcript of the gene wnt2bb, whose product is annotated as wingless-type MMTV integration site family, member 2Bb. Lineage: Eukaryota; Metazoa; Chordata; Actinopteri; Gymnotiformes; Gymnotidae. Gene Ontology annotation, biological process: cell fate commitment; neuron differentiation; canonical Wnt signaling pathway. The record is from RefSeq and is a predicted model, not a curated record. Gene Ontology annotation, molecular function: frizzled binding; cytokine activity. Gene Ontology annotation, cellular component: extracellular region.
GUGCGCGCACGGAACUGAGAUAGGCUGUCCUAAUGGCAGAACGGAGUGGAUUUGCCGACCACUUUUAUGACACUGGAAUAUCACUUUGCAGCCAAAUAAACCUCAUCUUGAAAAGCGAACGGGGAAAGGUGCGCUCUUUCUGUAAGCAUACAGCUCUCCUCUGAGACCUCUUACACUUUCAAAAGGAGGUGGGAAAAGGGAGCAAGAAAGAAAGCUCCUCCAGCGCUCGUCUGGCUUGGAUUAUUUCUGCUGCGUUUGCCAGCUCGUGGGGAAUACUUUUAAAUGGCACGCGGCAAUAUCCGGGCAGACACGCGAUAUUCAUCCGUCGAGCCCGCAUCGCACGCGCAGAGCGCUGCGUGCGGCCAAAUAUGAUUCAUCUUAACUUCACGUCCUAAUAGCAGCAGCCUUAUAUUGUUCAAGCGGAGUUGAGAUAGCUUUGUUUUGCAUUUUAUCCUUCCGAACUACUCGACAAAUCCAACAAUGUUUGGUUUCAGUAAAAUUACUGGAUCUCUCCAGAUUCUUAACAGAUCAACUACCGGCAUCAGUAGCGCGUCCUCACCGGACGAUGCUCGCGCUUCCUCGCGACUGUACUGCGCGUUCGUUAUCCUACUCCUCAUCAUCACUCCGCGCGUGGACUCGUCCUGGUGGUACAUCGGAGCUUUGGGGGCACGAGUAAUAUGUGAUAACGUCCCUGGCCUGGUGAACAAGCAGAGGCAACUGUGUCAGAAGUAUCCAGACGUGAUGCAGUCUAUCAGCGAAGGUGGGAAGGAGUGGAUUCGCGAGUGCCAGCACCAGUUCAGGCACCAUCGCUGGAACUGCAGCACACUGGACCGAGACCACACCGUCUUUGGCCGGGUCAUGCAGCGCAGCAGUCGGGAGGCCGCAUUCGUGUACGCGAUCUCCUCAGCGGGUGUGGUGUACGCUAUUACCCGUGCCUGCAGCCAGGGGGAGCUGAAGACGUGUAACUGUGACCCGUUGAAGCGCGGCAGGGCCAAGGACGAGCGAGGCGAGUUUGACUGGGGCGGCUGCAGUGACAACAUUAACUACGGAAUAAAGUUCGCUAAAGCCUUCAUAGACGCCAAAGAGCGGACGGUGAAGGAUGCACGAGCACUCGUGAACCUUCACAACAACCGCUGCGGACGAACGUCAGUGAAGCGCUUUAUGAAGCUGGAGUGUAAAUGUCAUGGCGUGAGUGGCUCCUGCGCGCUGAGGACCUGCUGGCUGGCGAUGUCGGACUUCCGGAAGACUGGCGAUUACCUCCGCAAAAAAUACAACGGCGCCAUAGAGGUCACGGUCAACCAGGAUGGGACAGGAUUCACUGUGGCCAAUAAGGACUUUAGGAAUGCCACCAAGAAUGACCUGGUGUACUUCGAGAACUCGCCCGACUACUGUUUAUUGGACAAGGCUGCAGGUUCGUUAGGCACAGCUGGUCGUGUCUGUAACAAGACUUCUCGAGGGACAGACGGAUGUGAAGUGAUGUGUUGUGGGAGGGGCUAUGAUACGACACAUGUUAAACGCAUCACUAAGUGUGAGUGUAAAUUUAAAUGGUGCUGUGCGGUGGAGUGUAAAGAUUGUGAAGAGGCAAUCGAUAUACAUACCUGCAAAGCUCCAAAACGAGCCGAAUGGCUGGACCAGACCUGAAACCAUCCCACGUCUUGCCUCACCACACCUCUUCCUGAAGAUCUCCUGCGAACAAUGGCAUUCUGGGAUAUGAAGUCCAUCCCUCAUGGUUCCUCUCGCCCUAUUCCUUGAUGCAUGGCUUUAUUUUAACCGUCUCUGUGAAAGCACUACAAGUAAAAACUGCAUUUCCCAUGAGCGCCUUGCACACCUUGCCCAACCAGGCACAUUACUCUGCCUCUCUCUUGCUUUUUAUUUUUCUGUAAUGACCUGACCAGAGGACACUAAAAGUGUAAGAAAGAACUGCGUUGCAACUGUGAACAUUUGUUGUUGAUGGUUUUUGUGGGAUUUCUGUUUUCGUUGUUGUUUUGUUAUUUGAGUGAUGUUUUGUGCUGCUUUCAAAUACUUUAAGGACAUUUUAAAAUGACUCUGAGCGUCUCUAUAAUAUCAUGGCUAUUAGCAGAAUACUCAAACGUACUUUUUAAAGAAACCACACCUGUGUGCUAAGUUUCAGUUGCAUGCCUGCAAAGUUGUCUUGCGUGAACAUCUAAGAAUGGAGCCAAUGGCAUGAAGACAUACAAAGGCCCACAACUUUGCACACUUUCCACUCACUCUGUGGUCGGAAUUGCAACCGAAAUUCAAAAAGUUUUGGUUUUUUUUUACUUUCUGAAAGACGAAAAGAGAGAAAAAAAGCAGUAAUAAAAUCCAUCUGAUGAGCCUGAGAACAUGAGCUAACCAGUGAGCAAAAACGAAACAUUAUUUUAUCACCCUCAAUAAAGGGAAACACAUCACGGCAUGAGUAUAAUGACACCAGAACCAUGUCAACAACAGCAACAUAAAAUGAACGUACUUGUGUUUUGUGUGACUCAUGACAUUGCUGUUACUGAAAUAAUGGUGUCAGAUAGAUGCUGAUGCUCUGUUUUGGCUCUUCUUUUAAACUUGUGUAAACUGCAUUGGUAUUUUUGAACCAAGG